Molecule: messenger RNA, 2307 nt
Organism: Mya arenaria
Lineage: Eukaryota; Metazoa; Mollusca; Bivalvia; Myida; Myidae
Product: ATP-dependent Clp protease ATP-binding subunit ClpX-like
Exons: 11
Coding region: 144-1814 (556 amino acids)
Biological process (GO): proteolysis; protein catabolic process; protein folding
Cellular component (GO): mitochondrial matrix
Molecular function (GO): ATP binding; ATP hydrolysis activity; ATP-dependent protein folding chaperone
Source: RefSeq, a predicted model, not a curated record
AUGUACAUGUACUUUUAUCACAACAAUAACAAAUGAUCAGUGAAGGCUAUUGACACAAUUACCUAUUUAAUUGAAUGGCAUUAUUUCUUCGUGAUAAGCAAACUUCUAGUAAUUUUGUAUUGAAAAUUGGUCAAAAUUAAAAGAUGUGUGCAGCAGUAUAUAGAUUGCCCGCGAGAUUGCUUCCAAAUAUCCACAGGCAGUCAUUUCAUGGCAUACUGACAUUUAUGAGAUGUGGCAAGAGACCUGGGUCCAUAAAGGAGUUUGGAAGAGCCUCAUUUAGACUCCAGCAGUGUCACGGUAUAUCCACCUCCCCCUGCCUGUGGGGGGCCUCCCCAUCUGGACCAGGGAGUGGGGAUGGUGAAAAAAAUGAUCCCCCUGGCACAGACAUCCCUGACAGUCACUCUCACAGCCAUCGCAGCAUUACCAAAGACAACUUUCCAGACUCUGGAAACAUCAGUGAGGAAGUGGAAGAUGAGCGUAUAUUCUGGUUAGACAUGGUAGACAGGACUGAUGAAAAAAAACAGAGGUGUCCAAAAUGCAAUGCCCCCCAAAAUAUUGAAACCCUCAAUGGCCACGGUCGGUGUAUCCAUUGCACAAAGUGUGAACAUUACAUCAUCAUCUCUGAGCCCUCUCUACCCACACCAAAACAGCUGAAGGCUUACCUUGACCAGCAUGUGGUCGGACAGGAGCACGCCAAGCAGCGCCUUGCUGUCGCAGUGUACAACCACUAUAAGAAUAUCCGGCAUAACCUCAAGCAGACGCCAGACAGGUUUGACUCUGACACUGACACAGACACAGAAGAUAUCACCCUGGAAAAGAGUAACAUUCUCAUGCUGGGUCCUACAGGCUCUGGGAAGACACUGCUUGUCCAGACGAUAGCGAAGAUCCUAGAUGUGCCUUAUGCGAGUGGAGACUGCACCACAAUGACAUCUGCCGGCUACGUAGGGGAAGAUGUGGAGAGUGUCAUCGCUAAACUCCUCCAGAAUGCUGAUGGCAAUGUGGAGAAAUGCCAACAGGGUAUUGUGUUUAUGGAUGAGAUUGACAAGAUUUCUCGGAGGUCGGGCGGGAUAACAGGCGGCCCUGUGUUCAAGGACGUUGGAGGGGAGGGUGUCCAGCAAGCCAUGCUCAAAAUGAUUGAGGGUACUGUGGUCAAGGUCGCUGACAAACGUACCAAGACACUCAGUCGGGAAACAAUUGACAUUGAUACCACAAACAUUCUGUUUAUUGCUGCAGGGGCAUUUAAUGGCUUGGAAAAAGUCAUAAAGAAGAGAAAAAAUGUCAAAGUAUUAGGCUUUGGAUCACCAUCAGAAAUCGAUGAAAACUCACCUAAAAUUGAGUCAUCUGACUCACAAACAGACAACCCAUCGACCAGGGAGCAGAAUGCAGAGCGAGACCGGCUGCUACAGGAGGUAGAGGAUAUAGACCUGAUUAAGUUUGGUCUCAUCCCAGAGUUUGUCGGACGGAUCCCGGUUGUAGUGCCACUACACUCCCUCAAUGAGGAGAUGCUGGUCCGCAUCCUGACUGAGCCCCAGAAUGCCCUCAUCAAGCAGUACCAGCAGCUGUUCAAAUUGGAUGAUUGUGAGCUGAAGUUCAAUGAAGAUGCCCUAAAGGCGAUAGCGGCGGUUGCCAUGGAGAAACAGACAGGUGCUCGUGGGCUUCGUGCUGUUGUGGAUCGGUGUGUGAUGAAGCCAGCCUAUGAUCAGCCAGGCUCCAGCAUCAAAACCGUGAUCAUUACAGAGGAAGUAGUGAAGAGCAAUACAGACCCAGUUUAUAUUACGAAAGACUCUGAUAUUUAUGAGGAGACAUCAGGCUGAUCAUACUGAAUAAACAAACACUUCUCUGUUUCUCAUAGCAAUAAUUUUGAAGCGCUCUUUACCCUUUUACUCUUCUACAAUUUCAUUGUUGUAGCAUUUAGGAUAUUUCUUCUUGGUGCUUUCAGUAUUUUUGCAUCUACCAAAAUAGCAGACCAUUGAUCAAGCAUUGAUGUGAGAUCACAAUAAACUAUUGUCUGUAUUGGAUAAAAUGAUGACAAUUUAGUAUCAUGCACUAGUUACUGUAUUGAUAGUUAAGGGUAUUUUUAACAGGUGUUUUGCUAGAAUAUUAAUUAAUUCUAACUAUUAAUUAUUAAUUCUGCAUAUUAAGUACAUCCUUCUUACUAAAUCCACACAGUUUACACUUACUUUCAAAAUGUUUUAAUAAUGACUCUUUUUGAGAUGUCCAAGCAGAAAUAGACACAAUGUUCUGUUUUCUGUAUUAUUAUUGUUAACAUUUAUUAUGUGCUAUAAAUUAAACUUAAUUGUUCAUAAA